AUGGCGGGGAUGGCGGGGAGAGGGGGAGGAAACUUGGAGGUUCAGGGGGAGGCAGGAGGGGAUCUGCAGCACCAGGUCCCCCACCUUUCUCCUACCUCCCCCUGCUGCGGGAGCAGCAGAGGGGGGGAGGGGACCUGCAGCACCUGCCCACCCCCCCCCCCCCCCCCCCCCCCCCCCCCCCUCCUCUCCGCCCUUUUCUCCUCUCCUUCCCCCUGCUGCGGGUGCAGCAGUGGGGGGGAGGGGAUCUGCCAUCCCCCUGGUGCGGAUGCGGCAGUGGGGGGAGGGGACCUGCAGCACCUGCCUGCCCCCCCCGCCCCCCCCCCCCCCCCCCAUCUCUCUGCUGCGGGUGCAGCAGUGGGGGAGGGUAUGGGGGUGGCGGGUGUGGCCAACCCGCCAGCCCUGCUGCGCCCCGCGCGCCCUGCUGCCCUGUGCGCCCCGUGCGGCAGGGAGAGAGAGAGGAGAAAGGGGGGGGGGGGGGGCUGA
Closterium sp. Naga37s-1 is the source of this 483-nucleotide messenger RNA. Lineage: Eukaryota; Viridiplantae; Streptophyta; Zygnematophyceae; Desmidiales; Closteriaceae. The record is from the annotation of a GenBank genome assembly.